UGUUUGUUAUGUUGUUAAGAUUUAUUAAUCUUAACAGAAACCUAUUGGUUGGUUUUGUCUGGGUCUGAACUGGAUUAGUUUUGAUUUGUCAUUAUUUAUCAUGAGAUUGUGAUCGUGUAGCCAAUAUGUUAUUGAAUUAAAAGAUGUUUCUAUGUAUGAGUUGCUAUUGUUGUCUGAUGGGCAUUGAAACAAGAGGGAUAUGUCAUCGGCAAACAUAACGACUUUGUGCUCAGUAGAUUUUGGAAGGUCAUUAAUGUAAAUGAGAAAUAGAAUGCAUCCUAUGACACUUCCUUGGGGGAUCGAGUUCUCGAUAGAUCGUAAAUUUUAUUUGAUGGAGUGCAAUGUUCCGGUUUGGUUCUCUAAAGUGUUCUUUUUCUACAUAUUGUUGUCGUGACGUGUGAGAGUCAGUGACGAAAUCGGUUUUUUUUAGAUAUCAAUAAAAUCUAAAUUAUAAGAGCUAUGCAUUUGAAACUUAUGUUUAAUAUGCUUACUAUUGACAUCAUAUCCCGAGACUUUUGUUUGUCUGGGAUAAUCCAAACCCAAGUUAUGAGGCUUCAAAAAAACGACGAAGCGCAUCGAGAAAAGGUAGGUAGUGCCCUUGUGUUUCGCUUGGCUCGUCUUUGCUGGGGCACUACCGUGCCCCCAGAUGUUGUUCGAAGCAAAAAGGAUUGACUUUAUGAUUUUGUAGUCAUUAACCAAAGAUAAUAUAAACAUCACUAUCAGUAUUUGACGUUUGAAGUUUAUAAUUAUUAUCCAAUCAUGUGAUUACUCUGAUUAUAUAUUUGUAUUGUUUUGUUCUAAUAAUCUGUAUGAUUGUAUUGUGAUUAUUUAUUUUUAAUUUUGUAUUUAUAGUGAUAAUGAGACCUGCAAGCGGACGACAAACGUGCGAUUGCUGCGAAAAUUUUGGAAAUGCGGAAUUCAAAAAAAUCACGGAAUUAAAAGACGCUGGUAUCGCUCUUUACCGAUAUUUGCCGCAAACGGAAGAUGAAGCACAAAUAGGCACUGAAACUGGAGAAGUUCUUAUUCUUCGGAAUACUCGAGAUGGUGACCUGAAAAUAGGCGAAUUAACUGCGGAAGCAGGGAAGAAAACAAUCAGCUGCCCGCGGUGUAUAAAAAUGAUUGAGCGUGCAAAAAGUUUGUUCAAGGAUCUUCCGCCCGCUAAAAUUCGAGAAGUUGCAGGCGUCUGCGACCACUGCUAUCAGAAAGAAUUAUUUGCCUGUCCCUGUUGCGACAAAGUCGUUAAUAAGUUUUUAAAGUUCUGUUUAGAAGAGGAACGUAAGACAGAAGAGUAUCGGCAACAAUAUAAGUCAUGGCUUUCUAAAACUCAUCUAUCGUUUAAAAAAUCUAUGUCAAAUAUAAAAGAUGGUAAGCUAGAAUCUCAAGCGCCUGUGUCCAGAUAUUUUUCCACUAUGAAGUCAGGUCAAGAACCUGCCCCUUUUGCAAUCUACGAUACACCUAGGCUCAAAAAUGAACAUGUACUAAUUCAUGAACAAAAGCCAGUUAUAGAAAAACCGACCAGAGUCCUUUCUUUUCUUGACUUUUCCGAAGAAGAAAAACAAAGAGUCGAAGUUGAAAGUGAACUUGAUAGAGAAAAGAAGAAACGUAUAAUCGAAGAAAAUGCAGCGAAGAUAUUAAGAUCAGUGUCGUUCGAAGGUUUUUUCAAAACGGAUUUGAAACCACUGAUUGAAAAAGAUAAACAAUAUAAACCAAUAAUGGAAGAACAUAUCAAAUCCCAACCAACAAUGGAACAAGAUAUCGAAACUACAACAGUGAUGCAAAAAAUUAUGAUGCCUAAAUCAGAAAUGGAAAAAGACAGCAAACUAACACCAUUGACUGAAAAAUAUGCCGAACCCAAAUCAACGAUGGAAAAGGAAGUCAAACUUAAGUCAAUAAUGAAGAAAGGGGGCGUUAAAAAAACACCCCAUGGUGGUUUUUCGGAAGAUGACACAACGCCCCAGGGAAAAAGGAAACGACAAGGUUCCCCUACGACAAGACCCUCUUUUGGAUCAAUCAUGAAGAGCUUGAGUGAACCAAAUGUUAGUGACUUUAGUUAUACUUUUCCUCGUGACAAAAUUGCAACGAAGAAGCAAUUGAAGGGUCAUGUUAGUUCCUCAGAACUAAUUAAAAGUACACAAGACAUGCUUGAUGAACGAAAAGAGACAGAAAGAAAGAAAAAGGAAGAAACGAGAAGAAAACGAGAAGAAGAAAAGAAACAAAGAACUGCAGAAAAGACAAGGCUAUUAGAAGAAGAAAGUAAAAAACGAGAGGAAGGGAGGCUAAUAGAGGAAGAAAGAAAAAAGCGAGAGGAAAGGAGGGACAUUAAAUCCGAGGAAAUAAUAGGGAAAGGAUCAGAGCAAUCGGCAAGAAGAAGAAAACAAGAUGGCAUUGAAGCAUUGGAUGCUCUAAAAGAAGGUCUUUCUAAACAAGAAAAGGAAUUGUCAGAGGCAGAAAAAAUAAGAAAACAACAAGAAAAAGAUACGGCUAUUGGAGAUAAAAAAGCCAGGGAAGCUGAAAAGGCAAUAGAAGAAACGCGGCAGCAACUAACAACAGAUAAGAAAAUACAACAUCCAGAAGUAAAACCUGAUGAUGAUGAAGAUACAGUAAGAAAAGGCGAUAAAGAGAAAAAAAAUGAUCAAGAACAAGAAAAAGUAAGGCAAAGAGAUGAAAAGCAACGUGAUGCCGACGCAACGUCAGCUUUAAAAGAACAAGUAGCUAAACAAGCAAAAGAUAAAUCAGAAGAAGAAAAACUAAGAAAGCAACAAGAGAAAGACGUAGCAUUAGGAGAAAAAAGAGCCCAAGAAGCCGGAAAAGCAUUAGAAGCCACACAAAAACAAUUAACUACAGAAAAGAAACAACCGAAACGACUAAGCGAAUUAAAGGUACCUGAUGAUAAAAAGGUAGGUGAUAAAGAUGACACAGGAAAAGAUGAAAAAAUUGAAAAAACUGCUAAAGACCAAAAAGCGAAAGGUGAUGACAUGGCAGCACUUUUGAGAGAACAGCUCGCAAAGCAAAAGCAACAGGAAUUAGAAAAAGAGAAAAUCCGAAAAGAACAAGAAAAAGAAAAAGAGCUCCUUGCUAAAAAACUCAAAGAAUUAGAAAGUAAGAAAGAAGCGAAAGAGGCUGCGGUAAAAGCACCUGUUCUUGAAUCUGAACAUGAAGAUUCGGUUGAUGAAAUAAUUACUGACUUUGAGAUACCAAAGCAAGAUGAAGAAACUGAUAUUAUUUUAGGCCAGAAAAUAUAUAAGGUUAAAUGUGCUAAGAAAACCGAAGAUAAAACACAGAUCUUAGGAUCAAAACAACCUGGGAAACCGGGGCAACAUUCAGAGCAAAUAACAGGUAAACAGGAACCUGAAUUGCAUAAACAAUCUGAAGUAUCACCUGAACCACAACAAGGAUUUACUCAGCACAGACCUGAGCAACCAACGCUCACACAAUCCCAACAGAAGUCAUCGAUAACUGGCGAUAAGAAGUCGAAGGCCUCCGACACCGAAGCUGCUAAGGGUAUAAUAAGGUAUACUUUAUCCGAUCGAACGUUUAUCGAAAAAGGCUGGACGAUGCUGCCUACAGAAAAAGUAGUUAGAAAGAUGAACGUUUAUCGUAUGAGGCCAGCCAAGCCUGAGUUCGACUGGUUUGAGCACAAUAAAAACAAAGGAGAGCUGACAUACGACUCCGGUGAAAAGUUAGCAGAGUUUGACGACAACGGGCGCGGUCGCUGGUACUACAGGACUGGUGAAUUAGCGCUGGAUUAUUACGACGCAGAAGAAACCAAUGCUGGCCAGAGAUUUGUUGUCUACAGCACCGGCCAACCCGAUGAGCGGGGCCGAUCCAGACCGAGGACUCUUCUAGCAACCUUCGACUACUCAGGGAACGGCAUCGUGUUUGACCACACUGGAAAAAUACGGUUAAAGUAUAACCAAACUGAAGGAGUAGUUCUCGAUCGAAACAUAGGCCCCGUGUCUCAUUGGAAGUGGCACACUCUGAACGACCCCCCAGUCUUGCAGCAAGUCAUGAUAGAUACUCAAAUGCCAUAUAAAGAUCCCACUAUCCUAGCAAUGGGCGACAAAAAUGCAGACGCUAAGCGACCAGACAAUGAGGAAAUGUUAGCUAUAGAGUUCGAGAACUUUCUCAAGGAGAAGCGUCAAAAGCUAACGCAAUCAUUCAAGCCAUUUCAAAUUAAAAUGAAAGCUAUGAAAAUUAAUGAAUAUUUCUCACUUCGCGUCUUAGACCAGGCAUCAAUAUAUUUGUUGUUUAGAGAUGGUACGACAAAUUUGAAGCUGAAUAUUGGUAUGGUGUUGGAUCAUAAGGAGAUCGUGGACACGGAUACGGCGGAGAUAGGUGAAGUGUCGAAUACAUUGGAUAAGUUGCCGGCUUGUACGGACAGUAUAGCAGGAUUGCAGAAGGCCGUGGCAAAGGCGCAAGCUCAAGAGCGAUUCCGUGUCCGCCACGAACUACGUUUGAAACCGCCCCAGCCGACCGCCAGCGCAGACGCGCUGCGCACCGGCUGCUCGCGUCCAUUGCGCACACCCGUCGUGCAAGCAUCUAUAUCGUCAUGUGACAAAAUGACCCCUAAACGCUUUAAGCCGUCGUCGAGUUGCAAUUUGUAUUACAGUACACAACUUUUUUAAUUUAUGAAUGUUGAUGUUUUUUAUUUAAUUUAAUUGUAUUUAAACUAACUAUAUACAUACA
Molecule: messenger RNA, 4686 nt
Organism: Cydia pomonella (codling moth)
Lineage: Eukaryota; Metazoa; Arthropoda; Insecta; Lepidoptera; Tortricidae
Product: trichohyalin-like
Source: RefSeq, a predicted model, not a curated record